GAGGACAUCCGACUGGCCUUCCUCAACAUCUCCAGGAUCAUGGACUGUGUGGGCUGCUUCAAGUGUCGCCUGUGGGGGAAACUGCAGACUCAGGGAUUAGGAACAUCUCUAAAGAUUUUGUUUUCCGAGCGGCAAAUUGAAGCGCUUCCCACGUCCAACGUCCAGCGACCCAGCUUCCAGCUCAGUCGACAGGAGGUCGUCUCCCUGCUCAACGCCUUUGGAAGGGUUUCUACAAGCAUCAGAGAGCUCAAGAACUUCAGGUCGCUGUUAGCAGAGGAGGGAUGACACUGUGGAGAUCAAGUCUUCUGCCUCAAUCCUGCUGAAAUGUUUCAAACUUGCAACAGAGUUUAACAAAAUUAAUUAUAAGCCUUCAUUAUCUGAGCGGCAAUGGUGGAAUUCAGAUAUUUUACUUUAACAGUAAAUAAAUACUUUGUUACAAGUCCUGCUGCAUUCAAAUGUUUACUUUAUUAAAAGAACAAAAACAUUAUCAAACUAUACUUAAGGUCCAAAAACGUAUAGUACAUCAGUAUGUAGAAUGGCCUUUAUAUUAUAUAACUUUCUUAUAGUUAUUGUUGAAUAAAUAUGUGCAUCAAAUUCAUUUUGCUGAAAUGUGGACCUAAGUUUGAGUAAUUAUACUGCUUGGUAGGUUAAUCUGUAACAAUACAUCAUCAAUUAUUUAUUUGAUUGGUAUUAUGUACUAAUAAUCGAAAACUGCAAAUGUAAAAACAAGGGUAGUGGAGUAAGAGUAUAAAAGUGAUUAGAGCCAUUUUUGGUUCAGUUGUACAAUGUUUCUGUUAUGAAUCUUUUUUCCUAAGGAUGGCGCUGUUUGUAAAGCAAACCGA
Notothenia coriiceps (black rockcod) is the source of this 842-nucleotide messenger RNA. RefSeq names its product ERO1-like protein alpha. Gene Ontology annotation, biological process: protein folding in endoplasmic reticulum. The annotation marks the transcript as partial. Lineage: Eukaryota; Metazoa; Chordata; Actinopteri; Perciformes; Nototheniidae. Gene Ontology annotation, cellular component: endoplasmic reticulum; endoplasmic reticulum membrane. Gene Ontology annotation, molecular function: protein-disulfide reductase activity; FAD binding; thiol oxidase activity. The record is from RefSeq and is a predicted model, not a curated record. The transcript has 3 exons.